AGGCGGUGGUGGUGGUGGUGGAGGUGCCGAGACAGGAGAGGGACGAGGGCGAGCAAGAACGAGGGUCAGUCUAGAAUGGAACGCUGACGUGUGCACAGUGCCAGCCUCGUUGUUCUUCUCUCCUCCUGCUGUACUCCUCGGCCACCAUGCCUUCCAGAUCAGAGGAUAUACUAGAAGGCUUCAAGAUAAACUGGAUGAACUUGCGAGAUGCGGACUCUGGCAAAGUUCUCUGGCAAGGCACUGAAGACUUUACCAACCCAGACAUAGAACAUGAGGCUCGGGUGCCUAGAAAAAUACUCAAGUGUCGGGCAGUCUCUCGAGAAAUCUCUUUUUCUUCAGUGCAUGCUAUGGAAAAGUUCAGACUGGAGCAGCGGGUAUAUUUCAAGGAUCGCAUGUUGGAAGAGUGGUUUUUUGAGUUCGGCACUGUGAUUCCCAACUCCACCAACACUUGGCAGAGCUUGAUAGAGGCAGCACCUGAGUCACAAAUGAUGCCAGCCCAAGUUCUCAGUGGGAAUGUUGUGAUAGAAACAAAAUUCUUUGAUGAUGAUCUUUUGGUGUCAACAUCAAAAGUACGACUUUUCUAUGUCUGAUUCGGCUGUUCAUCCCUACAUUUACUUCACACGGUUUCUUCGUCUCCAAGGUCCUUCAGCACUUUGGUGGAAUUCACUGCUAGCUAUGUCAUUUUUGUCGGGUUUAUAUGGUAGUUUCCCUAUUAUUUUUAUACUAAUUCUUAUGUUUUUUGUAACGCUCCAAUGAAGGAAGCUGUGUUAAGAUAGUUUUGUAAAAAUAAUACAUACAUAUAUAUAUAUGAGAAAUAUGAUUUAAUGUAUAUAAGUGUACUUACCUUCCUUUGUUUCCCCACUGGCUGCCUUAUUCACUGCAGUACACUUGUAUUGCUCUGUAGUACUUUCUGUAAAACAGUAGAAGUACCAGUGAGGAGUUAUCCAAGACAUUUUAUUUUGCUGGUACAAAACCAUGCUUUCUUUGGCACAAAUGUGAGCUUAUUUCAUUAUCAUCUUUCACUUUUUAUGCUAAUUUUGAACAUCAUUCCUGCAUAAUAAUGUACACAAUAAUAUAAAAUUACUGUUCUAUGUUGAAUAUAAGGAUUACUUGAGUGGGACACUGUGAUCUUAUCGAGGUGCCAUGGGGAAUAUUAUGGCAAUGUAUCCUGCAUGUGUGUGGACUACUAUCACCUUGUUAACUGAAAAUUGUGGUUAAAUAAUCAAGACAAUACUCACAUUGUAAAUUAUAUUUAAUUUUUUUUUUUUUAAUUCUAUGAAAUUAAUCAAAUCUAUAUAAUUCUAUUUACACUUUUCAAACAAUUUGGAAGUGGUGAUAUGUAUAUAAUUGAUAUACAAUUGUUACAAGUUCCACAACAUGUAGGCUGCCAAUAUUCACUUGUACAGCUUAAUAGCAUACAUAUUCUCGUUUAAUUAUUUUUUACUUUAUAUGAAAGCCUGCAUUUUUUAUCCCAUGUUUGAUUUUCUUUUCCUUUUAGAAAUUAUAAAUGCAUUUAUUAUAUAAAAUCCAUCUCACUAGUUACAUUCAUCUCAGUUUAUGAUAAAAAGCAAAGCUUAUAUGGAAUGAUGUAAAAGAAAGAUGAUUUUAUAACAUGAUAUGCAUUCCACCAAAAUCCAUUCUUUGAGAUUGAUCAAUUUGACACCAGAUGUGGUGAUUGUGAUAAAAUGUUGACAUUAAACUUGUUAUGUGUUCAUCUUUGGUCAACAUUAUGCAGAUUAAUAGAUGUAUUCAUUUCAUAAGCUGUAUCGAAUUGUAAAUCAUAUUUUUGUGAAAUAUUCACUGUUGAAUCAUCAUUGCUUUGUGUUUCUCUACUGUCAAAAUCAUCAUAAUAUUACACACUUUGCCAAGGUGAGUAAUCAUAAUUUUAAGGUGAAUUUCUCAAGCACAAGCCAUUUUAGUGGGCAUGGAAAUUUCACCAUUAAUGGAAUGCAAUUUUUAGUACCAUAAAUGAGGAAGAAAAUGUUUUCAAA
Molecule: messenger RNA, 1991 nt
Organism: Portunus trituberculatus (swimming crab)
Lineage: Eukaryota; Metazoa; Arthropoda; Malacostraca; Decapoda; Portunidae
Gene: PrBP
Product: retinal rod rhodopsin-sensitive cGMP 3',5'-cyclic phosphodiesterase subunit delta-like
Exons: 6
Coding region: 147-590 (147 amino acids)
Biological process (GO): sensory perception of light stimulus
Cellular component (GO): cytoplasm
Source: RefSeq, a predicted model, not a curated record